This is a messenger RNA of Radiomyces spectabilis, 2033 nucleotides long. RefSeq lists its product as uncharacterized. NCBI's taxonomy places the organism in Eukaryota, Fungi, Mucoromycota, Mucoromycetes, Mucorales, Radiomycetaceae. Bases 6 to 1784 code for a protein of 592 amino acids. The record is from RefSeq and is a predicted model, not a curated record. Gene Ontology annotation, molecular function: RNA binding. The transcript is spliced from 11 exons.
AAAAAAUGGGUUGCAACAAAUUUGGGUUUUCAGAUUCCGCCAUUCCCGAUCCUGGAUUAUUUUCAGUUCCCUUUUUUUCUUUUCAUUUUUCUGUCUUGCUUCAUCUAAUCAUCAUGAAUUGCAAUUCGAAUCCUUCAUCUGUAAGCAACUCAUCGCGAGCUGAUGUCGUUCAUAUUGAAGGAAAAAGAAUAUUAUGCACGGCCGAUGUUCGAGGAUGUAUAUCGCAACUCAAUCAGCUAGCGACAGAAGCUAAUGCCGACUUCAUUAUUCAUACUGGCGAUUUCGGUUUUUAUGAACAAUCGAGUCUAGAACGUAUCAGUGACCGGACUUUGAAGCACCUUAUCCAAUACAGCACCAUGUUACCGGCCGCUAUGCGAACGCGACUUUCCAACACACCAAUCGAUCAAGUGCGCCAAACCGUCGAGCAGUCUGCAGAACCCAUGUUAUCUGAAUUCCCCAGCUUCUUAUCGGGUGAAAAACGCUUGAAUGUACCGGUCUAUACGGUGUGGGGUGCAUGUGAAGAUGUGGCGGUUCUGGAAAAAUUUAGAAACAAAGAGUAUCAGAUACCCAAUCUUUUCAUUCUCGACGAAGCGACCACCUAUUUGUUGGAUAUCGGAGGCGUCAGUCUCCGCCUGUUCGGCUUGGGAGGAGCGGUCAUUCAGCAUAAACUCUUUGAUAACGGUGAAGGUGGCGAUACGAUUGCCGGUGGAGCAGGUACCAUGUGGACGACGACACUGCAAAUCGGUGAACUGGUAGAAACAGCCAACAAGGUGUUUGAUGCAUCAGAGACAAGAAUACUGGUUACCCAUGCAAGCUCAGGACGUGAAGGUCUUUUGGCCCAGUUGGCUCUCACCUUGCGUGCUGAUUUCACAAUAUCAGCAGGCUUGCAUUUUCGAUACGGGAUUUCGUACAACGAAUUCUCAUGCCAGCCUGAUCAAGAACACUAUUACGAACGAUUGCUUCGAGCACAAGACGAGUUCUUACAGUUGUGGGAUUCCAUUAAAGAACAGGUGGAGAGUUAUGUGGAUGAGCAUCAAGCUGUUUUGUUACAGAAUGCUUUGUCCGUCGUUAAACGAUUGCCUGCUUCUGCGACAGAAAAUGGUUCGUAUUCCGAACGAGAGGAACUUGCAUUCAAAAACAUGUGGAAUUUCAACUUGCCGGAUGCUGCUUUUGGCUGGCUCGUUUUGGACAUCAAGGAUGGCCGAGUCAGCUCUGAACUUAAAUCUCAAGGCUUCAACUUCAGUUACCGCAGAAGUGUCCCAGCUUCCAAUCAUUCUCCGGCGCUAUCUUCAACGGCUGUAUCGCAAAGUCAACCUGAAAAGCCGAAUCAAUACAACAACAGCCAUCAAUUCGCUGGGGACACGACACAAGCGCCGAGUGACAACAGCUCCCAGUUCAAUGAAGGCAACUGGAGAGAUCCACCCAAAGAUGAGCAUCAUAGAAACUCAAAACGACAAAGCAGUCUGCGAAGUCCAUAUGUCGCCUAUGUUGGCGGACUCCACAAUUCUACAGUCACGGAAGAGGAUAUUAGAAAUUUUUUCGGGUCAGAAACGAUUACGGGAGUAAAGUUUCCACUCGAUUACAAUACCCAGUUACCCAAAGGUCAUUGCUACGUGGAUUUCAUUGAUCCGGUUGCCUUGGAGAACGCUUUAGCACAAAAUGGAGAGUUGCUCAAGGAUAACAGACUAAUUAUCAAUAAGCCUAAUCCUCAAUAUGGCGAUAGUCGCUAUCGAGGCAGUCGCAAUGGUCGGGGACGAAGCUACCGUGGAUCACGGGGCAAUUAGUGACCCAUUGAAACGUGAUCUUUUCACCAAAAAAAUCACUUUAUGUUAUUAUGUCUGCAGCAUACAAAACAGUGCUAAACGUUCCACCAAAUCCCAAAAACAGAGCGAAAAGUAGUUUCAAAUGUCAGAGAUGUGAUUCAGAAAAUCAGAGCUGCUCUCACAAAGCGGUUUGACAAGCUUAAAAUGAUAUCCUAUGCUUUCCAAAUGUCUAUAAACUUCUCUUCAUUUGCAACUUUUGAAGUGCGUAAC